Sturnus vulgaris (Common starling) is the source of this 555-nucleotide messenger RNA. NCBI's taxonomy places the organism in Eukaryota, Metazoa, Chordata, Aves, Passeriformes, Sturnidae. The record is from RefSeq and is a predicted model, not a curated record.
AUGACCAACCCCAGCUCUGCCUUCUCCAGCGGCUCCCUGUGCUCCGGGGAGGCGGCGGCCAGCAUGAGCCCGUCCCCGGAGCGCCGCAGCCCCGACGGGGGGGCCAGCGACGGCCACGGCUCGGUGGCCAGCGAGGGCUGCGGCUCCCUGGGCAGCCUGCGCUGCUCGCCCUACUCGCCCUUCUCCAUGGACGGGAGGGUCCCGGCUCCCGUGCGCCUGGACAUCGACACCGAGUUCCAGGCUGUGCGGCAGCAGGAGAAGGAGGACAUCAAAGUGCUCAACAACCAGUUCGUGACCCUGAUCGAGAAGGUCCAGAGCUUGGAGCAGCAGAACAAGAUCCUGACGACCAGGUGGAACUUCCUGAAGGACCAGGACAAUUCCCACUCUGACUCGGACAUCAAGGCCAUCUACGAGCAGUACAUGAGCAAAAUGAACCAGGAGAUGAAGGCGCUCAACUACGAGCAGGAAAACCUGGAGUCGGAGCUGGCGAAGGUGCUGAGCACCAUGGACACCUUCAGGAGCAAGUAGAGGAUGAGUUCAGCACCCAGGGGGAUG